AUGCACGCGUCUUCCUCCUUUCAAUACCGUAGCACCGCUUCUUCUUCCUACUCCUCUUCGUCUUCCCACCACUACAGCAAUACACGGUACAACUCGUUCCACGGGCCAAAGCAGAGGGUUCUGGGGAAUUGGCAGGCAGGCAAUGUUGCGCCUGCAUGGCGGUCUAGUGCGCAAGGACAAUCUCAAUCGCUCAGGAGACAACAGGCCGCUGGGAGUAAAAUUUUGUUGUCUCAGCUGCCGUUGGAUGUCGGAGAGAAAGAGGUUGAGGAACUCUUCAAAAAGACUGUAGGACCACUCAAAGAAUCGUUCAUUAUAUACAACAACCAGGGAAGAUCCAAAGGAAUGGCGGUAGUUGUGUUUCAACGACCAGGAGAUGCAAUGAUUGCAAGGGAGAAGUAUGAUGGAAAGUUCGUCGAUGGUCGCCGUCCAAUCAGAAUCGAACUCGUCUCAGAUGGCCCAGCUAUCCCUACAGGCCCUUCUUCAAGCUCAUCAUCUGCACCUCCUGCGCCUUUGUCACUUAUCGACAGAUUAGCCAAGGCGACGACACCGAAUUCAUCUACCCGAAAUCCGAACCCCCCAAACCUCCCAACCCACCCAAAGCAUUUUAAUCACCCAAAUCAUCAACUUCCGCGUCAAGCAGCAGCGGCAGCUUCCAUAGCAGCCGCAGGGCGCCCGAAACCCUUCUUUCAAUCCACCUUGACUUCUUCUACUUCCCAUCCCUCUACCUCAUAUAAUUCCUCGCAUGUCCCCGGACCUACAACUUCUAUAUCAAAACGCAGAACAAAAAAGGGACCGAAACGUCUGAAAAAGCAGAAUGUUCAUAUUCAGUUCCCAAAGUUCACCUCGGGGCAUGUGACGAAACUGGGGAAGUCGAAGGAAGAGUUGGAUCGGGAGAUGGAAGAUUAUAGGGCUGAGGCAGAUGUGGACUUUGAAGAUGAGUACUAG
Molecule: messenger RNA, 945 nt
Organism: Lentinula edodes (shiitake mushroom)
Lineage: Eukaryota; Fungi; Basidiomycota; Agaricomycetes; Agaricales; Omphalotaceae
Exons: 3
Coding region: 1-945 (314 amino acids)
Biological process (GO): mRNA export from nucleus
Cellular component (GO): nucleus
Molecular function (GO): mRNA binding
Source: RefSeq, a predicted model, not a curated record